AUGCCAUUUUCCUCCUCUUCCUCGGCCUCUUCCUCUACGCCCGAGGCGUCGACCACCCCGCUCGCAGAUUAUUUUUGGAUAGCCGGCGUGGAUGGAACAGAGGUCCUCGAGACUUAUCGCAAAUUAGGGGAUGAUUACCGAGCCAACUGUGCCACCUCGCCGGGCCCCGCUGUCACGGAUACUAUCGAAGAAGAUGCGGAUGCGGAAGAGGCCCAUGAUCCUCGCCUGGAUAGCCUUUCCCGUCCUAUCUCCAUGGCAGGGAAUCGCAACUCGGUCCAACGGGUAUCCACGCGCUCGGGUGAUGCCGAUGCGAACGAGAACGGCUCCCACAGCAACCGGAGCAGUAUGACGAUCAAAGGCAACCAAUCCCCUCGCGGCUCCUCUUUCCUGGGAGACUUCGACUUUGACAAAGCGCUGUGGAAAUUCGCGUCCGAGAGAGAGUCCUUCUUGUCUGAUCUCAAUGUAAGUGCGGGUGCUAUCACCCCAUCGACGCGCCCGCGGUCUAGGUUACGCACGCAGAAAAUCGUCUCGGAGGAAGGCUCGCAACCGGCAGGUUUGAUUCGUUCUAGUAUUGGCAGCGUCCGACGACACAUGGCUUUUCGAGAUAUGAACAGUAUGAAGCGGCAGCCGUCAAUUGCUCGUCAAGCCUCGAUUAGAACUUCGCGACGCUUGAGCAACUACAAUUCCGUCAUUCCAGUUCCCCAGCCGCUAGAGAUCUCUCCCACCAUGCAUCCGCUGAAGCGACGGUUUGAGCCGGUCUUGCUGGAUCGGUACCCCACACAGGGCAUGUCUGAUGAAUUGAAACUGCGAGGCAACUUCCCCGACUACGUCCCGAUGUUCGCAUUCCCAAAUGAUAUCAAUAUUGUUUCUUCCGAUCAAAGGCCGCGAUCUACAUGGCACGGAUUCGUCAUGACCACCGACAAUGGCUCACGCCUGCAUGCUAUAUGCCUCAUCAUCUGGAUUCCACUCAAUCAGAAAGCUGCGGAUGAGCUGGAGAAGCGCUGCGAGGAAUGGCGGAAAGAGAACAUGACGGAUGAGGAACGAGAGCUUGCCGCGAGCUUGGGCGAGAGACUGGCAAGCGAGCGCGCCAAACUCUCACGACUCCUGGCUCAACUCCCCACGGUCCCGUCAGGAUCAGAAUCACGAGAACAAUUGGAAGACGAGAUUAGUGCGGUUGAGGAGAAGAUUGGUCUGAUGACUGACCUCCUGCGACCGGUGCGGCAUGGUGCGGCAUCGAAGAUUGAAGGGUUGACUGAUGGGGAUACCGGCUUUUGGAUCCCCCGCGCCUACGGCAUUCUUGGUCGAGAAGAGAAUAUGACGAGUUUUUGGAAGGAGUGGCUGAAGGCUGUUGUCGUCCCCAUGACGGAUGGAGGCAUCCAGCGCAUCCCGCCUAGUUCUCCUCGAAUGGGUGUCUGGCAACCCUUGGAACGAUAUGUGAUGAAUUUGUGCACAGAGGCAUUCAGUCCAAACUCGUCCAAAACACAAGUAGAGCUGAACGUUCGAGAGCUGCGUCUUUUCGCCCGCAAAGAGGCUUCCAACGAGUUACCAGGCUCUCGCAACACCGACAUUUACGCGCUGUUUCGCGCCCUCUCAUUAGCCAAUAUCGUGAUUCUCCUUGAAUACGCUCUGACUGAGUCGCGUAUCAUCUUCUUGUCAUCUCAUACCUCAAUGCUUUACUUGGCGACGAAGGCGUUGGUGGAUCUGCUUUUCCCCAUCCCGUGGUCAGGCGUGUUGAUCCCAGUGCUUCCAGCCCGUCUGAUCCAGGCUCUUGAAGCGCCUUGCCCCUAUAUUGUGGGUAUUGAACGGCGUUACGAGAAGGUCGAACUACCAUCUGAUGAUUUCGUUUUGGUAGAUCUCGAUGCCGACCUCAUCGAGAGCACGGUCCAGCCAACCCCACUACCCCGUCAUCAGCGCAGAAAGCUCCUGUCGUUGUUGCAGCUGGCCGCGCCUCAUCAUAGCCGGUGUGGGGUUCCGACCGGACCACCCGCCUAUGCCGUUGAGACAUAUCCAUUCGACGCGUUCAUGUCGGAGAACUCUUCUAUCUUUACUUCGAAAGCCCAGUCCACGCACUUGGCCAAGUACGUUAGCUUGAACUCCAGUGCUUUUGGUCAGAAUUCCGUGACUCCGGGGUCAUACCAGCCAUUGAUCUUCAACGCCUAUCUCCAUGCCCGCUAUGAGCAGGCUGUAUCCAGGGGUUAUUCUUCCAAGGGCUCUGACCGACCGGGCACCGGGUCGACGUACAAGACUUGCUCACCGCCAUCUCCCAGAGAUAGCUCACCUACAUCGGGACAUUUCCCAGCGUCGUCCACCGGUCCGGGGUCGCGAAAUGACUCAGGAAGUACGCUCCAGGCUUCCUUGCGCGAGAAACGCUCCGGUCACUUUGAUGCAGCGUCUCGACGAAGCUCAUCGUUUGGCAUGGAGAUGCGCCCUGGUGUUCCUCGUCGACCAAGCGCUCCCUUCAUUGGUCAUGCGUCGAACUUGUCGGUGACUACUUUGAAUACCGAUUAUAACUCCGGGUCAACUUACGCACCCUCGGUAUAUGCCCAGUCUACGGUUGCUGCAUCCACCAUCGUUCCCACGACUGCGGCACAGCCUGUUCACAAUGCCGAGGGCACAUGUUGGGUAGAAGGACAUUGCUUGCAGGUACAACCCUGGGACGAAAAAGCUGUUUGUGCUAUUUGUGAUGAUCGGGCUGAGGAUGGCAUGUACAAAUGUAGCGCCUGCAAGGUUGUGGUGCACAGCCGGUGCGCUCUUCAAAUAUGCCUAGUGUGUCCAGCAGCGUUUCAUCCUGAACAAGUUCGUGCUGCUUUCGUCAGAUGUUUCGCCAGCUUGUUUUAUACAUACAAGAAGUUCCUACAGCCCGCUUCAGGAGAUAAGAAGAAGGCUGGAUUGAUCUAUAGCUUCAAUAUGGAAGCCUUCAUGAAGAGUUUACCAGGGGAACAUGCAGAAUACAUUGCGGUACUGCAACAAACGCAAGGUUUCAAUGAGUUCAUUGGUGACCGAGAAAGAGCCAAUCCGAAAUCCCGAGAUCCUCGAAUGGCCCUCUUCGAUGAGAUCAUUCUCUCCAAGCGCAAUAGGGGUCGCUCAUCGAUUUUCUCCGGCCGCAGUACGACGGACUUUUUAUCUGACACUUCCAACCACCUUUGGAGGACAGCCAGUGCCACCUCGUUUGCAGGGGGCAGUCGGAGUCAAAACGCUCUUUCGGGAGAUUAUACACGCGUCGUAAUGCGAGGUUGGCCGCCCAUUUCUCCUGCGAGUCGUUCAAAGCUAACAUCUUUAUGCCAUGUGAUAAGCCCCGGCCAAACUUGA
Messenger RNA from Aspergillus aculeatus ATCC 16872, 3309 nucleotides. Its product is annotated as dDENN domain protein. Lineage: Eukaryota; Fungi; Ascomycota; Eurotiomycetes; Eurotiales; Aspergillaceae. The record is from RefSeq and is a predicted model, not a curated record. Gene Ontology annotation, biological process: regulation of Rab protein signal transduction. Bases 1 to 3309 code for a protein of 1102 amino acids. The transcript is spliced from 3 exons. Gene Ontology annotation, cellular component: cytoplasmic vesicle.